AUGGCAUCGCUUUCGCCGAAGUCACCGGAGCAGAAUGAAAAAUCUAAACAGUACGACCGGCAACUCCGACUAUGGGGCGAUCAUGGGCAAACGGCAUUGGAAAAUGGUCAUAUUUGCUUAAUCAACGCAACUGCUCUAGGCACUGAAGUUCUCAAAUCCAUAGUCCUUCCUGGAAUUGGUGCCAUAACCAUUGUUGAUGAAAACAAUGUCAGCGAUGAAGAUAUAGGAAGUAACUUCUUUCUAGAAACUACAAGUAAAGGUCUCAAUAGGGGCUCUGAAACCUUAAGGUUAUUACUAGAGCUUAAUGAUGCAGUACAGGGUCACUCAGUACAGGAACCACCUGAUCAAAUCUUACAGGAGAACCCUGACUUCUUUAAAUCAUUCAGUGUUGUAAUUGGAACUUCUUUGAAUGAGAAGUUAAUUAAAGAUUUAUCACAAUAUUUAUGGGAUUUAAAUAAACCUUUUAUACUCUGUAGAUCUGUUGGGUUUUUGGGUUCUUUCAGAAUUCAAUUUAGAGAACAUUCUAUUAUUGAAACUCACCCAGAGAAUGAAAAAGUGGACCUCCGUUUAGAUGUUCCAUUUACUGGUUUAUCAGACUAUUUUGACAGUAUAGUUAUCAGCACACUAGAACUAAAAGACCAUGGUCACAUUCCAUGGAUUGUUAUUUUGUAUAAAGCAGUACAGAAGUGGCAAACAACAAAUCUUAAUAGAUGGCCAAUGAGUAGAAAAGAAAAGAAUGAAAUCAAAGAUAUAAUACAGCAAUUUAUAAGGAGUGAUGAAAAUGGAGUGCCCAUAAAUGAAGAAAACUUUGAAGAAGCUAUUAGAGCAGUAAAUACUGCUUUACUGCCUACUUUUUUACCAGUAAAAGUUCAAGAUCUCAUUUACAGCAGUGCAGCAAUAAAUUUAACAAAAGAAAGCAAUCCAUUCUGGAUAAUGUGUUCAGCACUGCGGGCUUUUGUUGAGGCUGAAGGGAAGGGGAAUUUGCCAUUGAGGGGCGUUUUGCCUGACAUGACAGCCUCAACAGAGCACUAUGUAAAGCUUCAAAACAUCUAUCGCAAUCAAGCAUCAGUUGAUGCCGAGAUAGUCUACAGGAAAGUGCAACAAAUUGUCUCACAAUUACAAUGUGAUAGCAUCAGUGAAACUGAAGUAAAGCUAUUUUGCAGACAUGCACAUGAUUUGCACUUGAUAAUAGGAUCUAAUAUUGCAUUAGAAUACCAAACAGGAAGCCCUGUAGCUUCUUAUAUAGCAAGGCAUUUAGAAGAACCAGAUGUGAUGAUGGUACAUUAUAUACUUCUGCGAGCAGCAGAUAUGUUCAAAUCGGAACAUUGCCGUGCCCCUGGAGAAUGGGAGCCAGAGAGUGACAUAGCUAAAUUGAAAAACUGUGUCUCUAAAAUUCUGAGUGAUGUGUCAUGUUCACCAUUUCCUAAAGAUGACCACAUUCAUGAAAUGUGUCGGUAUGGAGGAGCAGAGAUUCACAGUGUGUCUGCCUUUGUUGGUGGAUGUGUAGCUCACGAAGCUAUUAAAUUAAUCACUAAGCAAUAUAACCCUGUUAACAAUACUUUUAUUUAUGAUGGAGCCUCAACUAAUUCUGCUACAUUCACAUUCUAA
This is a messenger RNA of Leptosia nina, 1608 nucleotides long. NCBI's taxonomy places the organism in Eukaryota, Metazoa, Arthropoda, Insecta, Lepidoptera, Pieridae. The record is from the annotation of a GenBank genome assembly.